CUGGAAGCCCGGCGGGCCCUGAACGAAGCCGUGUGCGCGGAGCUGCGCUCCAGGAUCGCCGCCCUCUGGGAGAGGCUGCAGGUUCCCGAGGAGGAGAGAGAGUCCUCUGCAGUGCAUGUGCCUGGGUGCAGAGCCAAAACCAGGAAUGCUCUGCAGUUGGAAGUGGACCAUCUGGAGGAACUGAAGCUGCAGAACAUGAAAACUGUGAUUCAGGCCAUCCGGGCAGAGCUGGCUGGCUACUGGGAUAAAUGCUUCUACAGUCAGGAGCAGAGGGAGAACUUCAGCCCCUAUUAUGAUGAGGACUACACAGAGACCCUGCUCGAGCUCCAUGAUGCUGAGGUGGAGAGAGUGAAGAGCUACUAUGAAGCACACAAAGACCUGUUUGAGGCCGUGCAGAAGUGGGAGGAGAACUGGAAGCUGUUUCUGGAGCUGGAGAGGAAAGCGACCGACCCCAGCCGCUUCGCCAACCGCGGGGGCAACCUGCUGAGGGAGGAGAAGCAGCGGGGCAAGCUGAAGAAGGCACUUUCCAAGCUGCAGGAGGAGCUGGAGAGCAGGGUCCAGGCAUGGGAGCUGGAGCACGGCGGGGCUUUCCUGGUGAAGGGGCAGCAGUUCAUGGAGUAUGUGGCGGAGCAGUGGCAGCUGUACCGCCUGGAGAAGGAGAGGGAGAAGCAGGAGCGGCAACUGAAGAAGAGCCGCCAGAUGGAGACAGAGAUGAUGUACGGGAGCACCCCUCGGACACCCAUCAAGCGCCGGGUGCUCGGCCCCCACACGCCUGGCAAAGUAAGGAAGCUCAACGGCACCUCCAUCUCCAGCGCCACCCCCAACAGCACCAUCCGUUCAGCCUUUGGGGGAACCCUCUUCCACUCCCCCACGUCACGGCUGCCUCCUUCUGGAGGGAAG
Messenger RNA from Merops nubicus (carmine bee-eater), 900 nucleotides. RefSeq names its product protein regulator of cytokinesis 1 (gene PRC1). The annotation marks the transcript as partial. The transcript is spliced from 7 exons. Gene Ontology annotation, biological process: microtubule cytoskeleton organization; mitotic spindle midzone assembly. Gene Ontology annotation, cellular component: cytoplasm; spindle; mitotic spindle midzone. Gene Ontology annotation, molecular function: microtubule binding. Lineage: Eukaryota; Metazoa; Chordata; Aves; Coraciiformes; Meropidae. The record is from RefSeq and is a predicted model, not a curated record.